[Torrubiella] hemipterigena is the source of this 545-nucleotide messenger RNA. NCBI's taxonomy places the organism in Eukaryota, Fungi, Ascomycota, Sordariomycetes, Hypocreales, Clavicipitaceae. The record is from the annotation of a GenBank genome assembly.
CAGAGACCUAGUCGUUUUGAGAGCGCUGGAGAAAAUUCCCGUUCCUCCACAUCCGUCAACCAUCAAGCACAUCAGUACAAAAUGGCUCCCGCAUCCGGCAAGAAGAAGAAGUGGUCUAAGGGCAAGGUCAAGGACAAGGCCCAACACGCUGUCAUCCUCGACAAGGCCACCUCUGAGAAGCUCUACAAGGAUGUCCAGUCCUACCGUCUCGUCACCGUCGCUACCCUCGUCGACCGCAUGAAGGUCAACGGUUCCCUCGCUCGCCAGUGCCUCGCUGAUCUCGAGGAGAAGGGCAUGAUCAAGCCCGUCGUCACCCACAGCAAGAUGAAGAUCUACACCCGUGCUGUCGCCUCCGCUUAAAUGUGCUAAUGGUAAUGGAAAUGGGAAUGUUGUUUUGACUCUGGAGAGUUGGCGUCUGAAGGGCCUGCAUGAUGAAAAGCAGGAAAAGAAGAAAUGAUUCAUGGCCAAAGAAGCCUACAAGGACAUUUUUUCAGGCUCAGUUUCGCAUUUUUUGGGAACCGGAUUUGCUUCAGUAACGGCAAUGG